GUGUAUAAAUGUUUUUUUGGGGAUCCCCCUAAUACAAAGAAUUAUUAAUCAACGCAACACACUUCUAUAUCUUUCUUUAUUUCUUUCUUUUUCUUACGAUCAAUUUAUCUUGAUUUUUGUUUUCUUUUGUAUAACAUCUUUAAACAUAUUUUUGCCAUCAUGGUAAUACAUCGAACAUAAUUUUGUGUUUAAAAUAUCAAAUAUAAACGCAAUAUUAUAUAUAUGUAUAUCGUGUUGUAUCGAUAAACGUUUACAAGUGACAAUAUUAAAAAGAAAUAUAAGAGUGGGAGAUAGGAAAAAUGUCUUCGUGCAGUGAACUGUCUCGUUCUCAAGAAUAUCAAAGCUUUCGAAGUUCUGUUCCUCUUAGAAAAAUCGUCGUUGAUGCAGAUGGCACUAAGGGAUGGAAAAUUUACGAUUCAAGUCCAAAGACUGUUAAAUGUCCACUCAUUUGUCUUCCUCCAGUCAGUGGUACUGCUGAUGUUUUUUAUAAACAAAUAUUAGGCCUAGCUGCUAAAGGUUACAGAGUUAUAUCGGCUGAACCACCGGUAUACUGGAAUGUCAAAGAAUGGUGCGAUGGGUUUCGAAAACUUUUGGAUUACAUGGGACUUGAUAGGGUCCAUCUAUUUGGAGCCUCGUUAGGUGGAUUUUUAGCGCAGAAAUUUACCGAAGUCAAUGCUUACUGCCCAAGAGUAGCCUCGUUAAUUUUAUGUAACACAUUUACAGACACUUCUGUGUUUAGUUACAACGAUUCUGCUGCAGUUUUUUGGAUCUUGCCGUCGUUGGUAUUGAAAAAAAUGGUCAUGGGAAAUUUUACAACUGAGAAAGUUGAUGGAGAAAUUAUCGAAGCUAUCGAUUUUAUGGUCGAAAGAUUGGAAAGUUUAAAUCAACCGGAAUUGGCGUCGAGAUUAACUAUGAACUGUGUCAAUUGUUACGUUCAACCGGAAAAAAUUUGUAAUUUACCAAUAACGAUAAUGGACGUCUUCGACGAGUACGCAUUAUCAAAUUCAGUGAGAGAAGAAAUGUAUAAAUGUUAUCCAAACGCUAAAUUAGCUCAUUUAAAAAAUGGCGGUAAUUUUCCAUAUUUGAGUCGAUCAGCCGAAGUCAAUUUACAUUUACAGUUUGUUCCAUGCCAGGUCCAUUUCAUAAGUAAAUAGGAUACAUGAAUAAUUAAAUAUAAUUGUACAUAGUAACACACAGAAAUCAAAGUAAUGUAAUAUUUGUUAGAGAGAAAGAUAGAAAAUGUCUGGCCUACAAAAUGUUAACGAACUCAAGUAAAUGAGAUGAGAAACGAAAGAGACCAUAGAAAAACUAAGUAUCGAUUGUUGCUUCGUACUCUUCCUUACCAAGGCAUCGGUUUCAUGUUCUCAAUCUCGGAUUACCGUCUCUCCAUACCCCAUAUAUAUAUACUCUUAUAAAUACGAUGAGUAUAUAUGUUAACCACAUAAAUGUAUAUAUAUGUAUAUUGCAUGCUUAUACUGAAGGAAGCUUAAACCAUAAAAACUGUCUCUAGUAUCGAGAACUCUAUAAAUGAAAGUAUUAUUCUAGAAAAUUCUUUGUAACAUUCUUUGUGUUGUUAUGCAAAAGAUCAUCUCACAUUUCUAUAUUAUAAUUGAACUGAUUCAUAUCCUGUUAAGAACCUUUAUUAUUUAUAGAUUUUUUUAUUGACUAUUAUCUUUCCAAAAUCAC
Molecule: messenger RNA, 1686 nt
Organism: Polistes canadensis
Lineage: Eukaryota; Metazoa; Arthropoda; Insecta; Hymenoptera; Vespidae
Product: maspardin-like
Exons: 7
Coding region: 300-1154 (284 amino acids)
Source: RefSeq, a predicted model, not a curated record